Elgaria multicarinata webbii is the source of this 1537-nucleotide messenger RNA. RefSeq names its product protein O-glucosyltransferase 3 (gene POGLUT3). The record is from RefSeq and is a predicted model, not a curated record. Gene Ontology annotation, molecular function: glucosyltransferase activity. NCBI's taxonomy places the organism in Eukaryota, Metazoa, Chordata, Lepidosauria, Squamata, Anguidae. The coding region runs from base 83 to 1306 and encodes 407 amino acids. Gene Ontology annotation, cellular component: endomembrane system. The transcript is spliced from 8 exons.
GACAGUCAAACCCCUCUCCCCUAAAGAAGUCAUCCAGAUUCAUGUCCCUCAGCUUCUGGACAGGAACGAUGGAUCCUUCCUCAUGCGAUAUCGGAUGUAUGGAAGUGUCAUGGGAGGGUUAAAGGUGGAGAUUCUUUAUGGAGAUGCCCAUGUAGCUCAGUCUCCCUAUAUCUUAAAGGGUCCAAUUUAUCAUGAAUAUUGUGAAUGUCCAGAAGAAGACGCUCAAGUUUGGGAGAAAAGUCUUUCAUGCCCAUCAGAGGAAUCUCAGGUUACUGAAGACUUCACUGCAUUUCCUACCAUCGACCUUCAGCGGAUGCUUGAUGAGGUCCCACCAAGGUUUGGCCAAAAGAUGGGAGCCAUUGUUCAUUACACUGUCCUCAGUAAUCGCAUUUAUCGUCGGUCCUUGGGGAAGUACACUGACUUCAAAAUGUUUUCAGAUGAGAUGUUGCUAUCGUUGGCAAGGAAGGUUCAUCUCCCUGAUGUAGAGUUUUAUCUUAAUGUUGCGGACUGGCCCGUUGAGCAUCGAAAAGCAAAUGAAACCCCUGGGCCUCUGCCUGUCCUUUCAUGGUGUGGGUCCAUGGAUUCAGCAGACAUAGUGCUUCCGACCUAUGAUGUCACCCACUCAACCCUUGAAGCUCUGCGUGGCGUCACAAACGACCUCCUGUCAAUUCAAGGAAACACCGGACCUGUGUGGAACAACAAAACCGAACAAGGAUUUUUCAGAGGUCGAGAUAGCCGGGAAGAACGCCUUCAGCUGGUGCAACUCUCCAAGGAAAACCCAGAACUCCUGGAUGCUGGAAUAACAAGUUACUUCUUCUUCAGAGAAAAGGAGAAGGAGCUGGGAAAAGCUCCCUUGAUGGGGUUCUUUGACUUCUUUAAGUACAAAUAUCAAGUGAGCGUUGAUGGCACCGUUGCAGCCUACAGGUUCCCAUACCUCUUACUGGGUGACAGUCUUGUGAUCAAGCAGGCCUCACAAUACUACGAGCACUUCUAUAUGGAGCUGGCACCAUGGAAGCAUUACGUUCCGGUUAAAAGGAACUUACAAGACUUGCUAGAAAAAAUAAGAUGGGCCAAGGAAAAUGAUGAAGAAGUCAGAAAAAUUGCUAAGGAAGGGCAAGUAGCCGCAAGAGAAUUAUUGCAGCCUCACAGGUUUUACUGCUACUAUUUCAAAGUAUUCCAGAAAUAUGCUGAACGCCAAGCCGGUAAACCUGAAAUACGGGAUGGAAUGGAAUUUGUACCUCAGCCUGAUGACAGGGCUUCAAUCUGCGACUGCCAUAGGAAAAAGCCUUCAAGGGAAGAGCUAUAAGUAAACUGUGCCAAAUGGUAUCAAGCUUAGCUUGUUGCAAGAGUGAUGCAAGACUUUUAAUAACAUUUAAAGCUGUGAAAUCUGGCAUGGGGAAAUAUUUACAGUGCAAACCUAUACAUGUCUAUUCAGAACAAGUAAUCCUUACUGAGUUUAAUAGGAUUUAAACCCAGGAAAUGAAAGCUUGCAUAAAUCUGCCAAAACUUGAAUAGAGUUCAGUCAUGGAAUUGAAUA